CUAGCAGUCCGGGCUGAGGUGCGGGAGCCAUGGCGGCCUCUGAGGCGGCGGCGGCGGCGGGGCCAGCGGCUCUGGCCUUGGGCGCCGCGGCCGUCCCGGCGGCCGCGAGGGGAGCCGCUGCCGCCUCUGGCCCGUGGGAUCCCCCCGGGCGGCUGAGGGGCAGCCGGCCGCGACCCACGGCGGCGAGGCAACAGCCUGCGGGUGCGGCGCCGCCGGCCCGGGAGCUCAUCCAGCCGUCGGUGAGCGAGCUGUCUCGGGCCGUGCGGACCAACAUCCUGUGCACGGUGCGCGGCUGCGGCAAGAUCCUGCCCAACAGUCCCGCGCUCAACAUGCACCUGGUCAAGAGCCACCGCCUGCAGGAUGGCAUAGUGAAUCCAACAAUAAGAAAAGAUUUGAAAACUGUACCAAAAUUCUACUGUUGUCCAAUUGAAGGAUGCCCUAGAGGCCCUGACAGACCAUUUUCUCAAUUUUCUCUCGUAAAACAGCACUUUAUGAAAAUGCAUGCUGAAAAGAAGCAUAAAUGUAGUAAGUGCAGCAAUUCAUAUGGCACUGAGUGGGACUUGAAAAGACAUGCAGAGGAUUGUGGUAAGACCUUCCAGUGCACGUGUGGCUGUCCCUAUGCCAGCAGGACUGCGUUACAGUCCCACAUCUACCGAACUGGCCAUGAGAUCCCUGCAGAACACAGGGAUCCACCUAGUAAGAAAAGGAAAAUGGAAAACUGCCUGCACAACCAGAAGUUGUCCUGUAAGACUGUUGAAUCACUGAGCAACCAAGCAACCCCAAGACCAGAUGCUCAAGAACUGGAAACUUCAGAAAUAAAGCUAGUGGCUUCGUUUGAAGAUUCUUGCAGCUCUAAUGCCAGAAAGCAGACUCUUCCAACACCUUCAAGGUAUCCUCAGAAGUUGCUUUUACCAAAGCCCAAAGUGGCUUUGGUUAAACUCCCCGUUAUGCAGCUUUCUCCUGUGCCUGUCUUUGUGCCUACAGCCGACUCCUCAGCCCAGCCUGUGGUGUUGGGUGUCGAUCAUCAGGGCUCUGCCCCCGGUGCUGUGCACUUACUGCCCUUGUCCAUCGGAACCCUGAUCCUCGGCCUAGAUUCGGAGGCUUGCUCUCUCAAGGAGAGCCUCCCUCUUUCAAAAAUUGUAAAUCCUGUUGCUGUUGAGCCAAUUAGCACAGGUGUUCAAGUGAACUUCGGUAAAAGUCCAUCUAACCCUUUACAAGAACUAGGGAACACAUGUCAGAAGAACAGCAUUUCUUCAAUCAAUGUACAGACAGAACUGUCUUACACCACACAACACUUUAUACCGUCUGCAGAGUGGGUUAGCCCUGAUUCCUCUGUGUCAUCUUGUUCUCAAACUGAUUUGACAUUUGGUUCUCAAGUUUCCCUUCCCAUUAGUGUUCAUACUCAAACUUUUUUGCCCAGUUCUAAAGUAACCUCAUCUAUAGCGGCUCAGACUGAUGUGUUUAUAGAUGCCAGUUUCCAGUCAGGUGGGAUCUCCAGAGAAACUCAGACCAGUGGAAUGCAAAGUGCAACCGAUGAUCGAGUACAGAUGGACCAAGGUGUAAUGUGUGGAGACAUUUUUGAGAGUGUCCCUUCAUCAUAUGGUGUUUCUACAGACAAUAUUAUAAGCAGCAGCUUAGUAGCAGAGACUGUGACUCAUGGUUUGUUACCUCAGAACCACCCUAAAACUUUAAAUCAAGAUAUUGAGAAAUCUGCACCAAUUAUAAACUUCAGUGCACAGAAUAGUAUGCUUUCUUCACAGAAUAUGACAGAUAAUCAGACCCAAACCAUAGAUUUAUUAAGUGAUCUAGAAAACAUCUUGUCAAGUAAUCUGCCUGGUCAGACACUGGACAAUCGUAGUCUUUUGUCUGACACAAGUACUGGACCUGACACCCAGCUCCCAUCUGGCCCAACCCAGAAUCCUGCAAUUGAUUUUGAUAUUGAAGAGUUCUUUUCGGCCUCAAAUAUCCAGACUCAAACUGAAGAGAGUGAGCUUAGCACCAUGACCACAGAACCAGUCUUGGAAUCCCUGGACAUAGAGACCCAAACUGACUUCUUAUUUGCAGAUGCCUGUGCCCAGUCCUACAGUUGUAGGGGAAAUUCUAACUUCUUAGGCCUUGAAAUGUUUGACACACAGACACAGACGGACUUGAACUUCUUUUUAGACAGUAGCCCUCAUCUGCCUCUGGGAAGUAUUCUGAAACACUCCAGCUUUUCCAUGAGUACUGAUUCAUCUGACACAGAGACCCAAACUGAAGGAAUCUCCACUGCUAAAAACCUACCUGCUCUAGAAAGCAAAGUUCAGUUGAACAGUGCAGAAACAUAGACCAUGAAUUCUGGCUUUGAAACUUUGGGGAGCUUAUUCUUCACCAGCAAUGAAACUCAAACAGCAAUGGAUGACUUUCUUCUGGCCGAUUUGGCCUGGAACACGAUGGAAUCUCAAUUCAGCUCUGUUGAAACUCAGACAUGUGCAGAACUACACCCAGUCUCCAACUUCUGAAAGUGGAAUCCACAUGGGGGAUGGCAUUUACAGUUGGUUCCCUUCUGGAUUUAGAAGAUGGAGAACCGGGACAGCAGUGUUAACUCUAUUGAAUGUACUUGAUGAUACAGUUACUUCGAAUCUCUGAGGUUCUUUGCCUUUUGUACUUGUAAACAUGAAAUUUGUGUAAAAAUGUGUGAGUGUAUUAUAAAGUUUAAGAUGUUGAUCUAACAAUGAUUGUAUUUGUGUUGCCUACAUUUGCCCUUUCAGUGUAGUCUUCCCUUCUUAAAAAAAAAAAAUGUAUUUCACACCUUUAAAACCCACCUAGCCAUUUAGCUGAAGCCAAGCUCACCAGGACUAGGGUACAAACUUUUCAAACCUUCAAAACAUUUUAGUCAAAGUAUGACUUACUUAAAUUGCACCUAAAAUACUUUCACCAGUGCUUGUUAGAAAUUCCUGUGUCCCAAUAAUGUCUAAAGAAGUCUGACGCUGCACCAUCAGAUUUAAACACCAACAGCUUCAUCUGCUUUGACAUCUUACUCUCCCCUGAUUUGAAGACACAAAGGAAACUACACUUGUCUUUAGCUUUUGAGACAAUUUUCAUAUAGUCAAUGCCAGCCCUCCUCUACGUGAACUCUUACUGAUACGAACGUUAAGUGUAUAGUACUUUCCUCACGAGACAUGUUGCUGUAAAAUUAUUGCUUAAAGAAGUAGCGGCAAGCACUUAGUGUAAAUAGUGAUCCUUUCAGUCUAAGUGACAGUAAGUCACCCCAACUAUGGAAACGCUGGGCUGUGCAGUCAUGCCUGUUAGCCCAGACUGGAGUGUGUCCUACGAGCAUCCCUCCUACUCCCUACAGAAGGCCAGGCCGGUGCUCCAGAGCUGCUCCUCAAGGCGCACCCACCAGCUGAGUCUGAGUUUUGUCUCUCUAAAUGUUUAAAAAAAAAUAACAUAAGGAGAAAAGGACAUUCCCCCCUAAAUUUCAAUACUUUGCAUAAGCUUGAUAGGGCAAGAGUGCAAUCAGCAGCUAUUUUAAAGUGAAUCUUCUUUUCAUCCACCUCUCAUUUUUUCCUUAAAUGAGGAAACACAUUGGUCUAGCAAGGAUAGUAUUUGUGUCUUGAGGAUAGCAAUUAUAGAAUAGAUCCAUCUAAAAUAUGGUGUUCUGCAUUUUGUUGCUUUGUUUGUUUAGAGAGGGUAAUACCAAACAGUCUUCAAAGAAAAUGAGGUGAAGACCAAGUGCUUCAAUAAUCAAGAACAUCUGUGUUUUGAGAUGGGUGUGUGGUUAAGUAUGCUUUUGGAGUUUUAUGUAUUUAGGAGAUUCUGAGUUCUUGAUUGUUGGCCAACUUUCAGGCAAGUAAAAAUCAGUGCAUUCUGUAAAUUUUUCUAAGUUUACCCAGAAAAAUGCUCUGUUUUUUCUGUGGCACAUGCUUAUGCUGCUGAAGGCUAAAUCCUCAAAAUAAAACCUAAGGAGGGGACUAAGAAUUCACUAAAGUAAAUUAAUGGUGUUGCUACUAAUUCCUAUCCUGUAGAAGAAUUAUUGGUAGUGGAUAAAUAACAUAUCCUGAGCAGGUGAACUCAAUCUGAUAGAUAAAAGUUUGCUUUGGUCACAGUUGCCUAUGAAUAUGGGUUUCAAAAGAAACAUAAAGCCUUAACUUAGAAUUUCAUUAUGUUUUAGAAUCAUCACUGCCUUAAUGUUCAAACAUCUAUUUAAGUUCUCCUAAUAAGGAGAAAUGCAUGUUUGUUUAUGGCUUUUUGUAAAUAUAUAUGCAGUGAUCUAUGGCUUUAAAAAAAUUCUGUGUUUCUGUGACAGUGUUUGUUAAUCCAGCCAAUAGAGUUAUUUGCAGAAAAAUGGAGCAUGUAAUAGUUCUUCAUGUACAAGUAAGAACUGUUUCCCCCCAAAACCUUAGUUACCUGAAUUGUUCUAAGAUUAUUUGUAAAAUCUGAAACUCAGUGAUUAAAGAGAAGUGAUAAUUCUACCUUUUGUGUAAAUUCUUCAGCAUACUCAUAAUGUGACUUCAUUGCCUUAACUUUUCACAAACUCAUCAUCUUCUGAAAGUCACACAAUGAAAUGACUGUGCCUAGUUAUUUCCAUUACUGUCUUACCUUUGUUCAUGAAAAUAUGCUAAUAAUUUUCCUAGUAGAAAAUGAAAAGACAUUCCAUUACCAAAACUUCUGGUAUUUUUGGGCCACGCCAUGCAGCUUGUGGGAUCUUAGUUCCCUGACCAGGGAUUUUGAACCUGGGCCCUCGGCAGUGAGAGCACAGAGUCCUAACCCCUGGACCGCCAGGGAAUUCCCAAAGCUGCUGUUUUGACGUAAAGUUUUUAUUUUGAUAAAAACUGCCCUAUGAUUUAAGUUUUUGGAAAAUUUUUUCAAAGGAAAUUUGAAAAAAUAAUUUCUAAAGAAAUUACUCUGAUUCAUUUUUCAUCCAAAUGUCACCAUUUCAUAAUGGGGUGCCUUUUAUCUUUGUAAGUAAUAUGGUUCUGGCUUAAGAGCAAAAAUAAGAGGGUAGGACUAUGAGUAGUUCUUUGCUCAUGCUCAGUUACUAAUUCCAGGAAAGCCAAAUCAGUGUGUUUGAGUCCCUUUAGAUAAAGGGAAAUAAAAGUAGAAAUUUUGUAUAGACUUACCUGAAAGAUGCAGAGUAAGGUUUGCAGCGUAGAGCGGGGGCUUCUCGUUGUGGUGGCUUCUUUUGUUGCGGAGCACGUGCUCUAGUCACGCAGGCUUCAGUAGUUGUGGCGCACAGGCUUAGUUGCUCCGUGGCAUGUGGGAUCUUCCCAGACCAGGGCUCGAACCCAUGUGCCCCGCAUUGGCAGACGGAUUCUUAACCACUGCGCCACCAGUGGUGUCCCGGUUUGCAGCUACUUUUGAUUGGAAGGAAAUGUAUCAAUGUCAGGCUAGUUGUGAAGUUGAGUUGUUUAAUGACAGGGUGAUAUUUUCAUGUAAUCCUUUACAGUCUCAAUUUUAGAAUGCUUCUCUUAGUUCCAGUCCAAACUUGUUAUCUAAUAUUGACUCUGAAGAGUACUUACUAUCGUGUAUACUUAAAAGAAAUGCUUCUCAGACUUGUUUUCGGAAGCCUCUUUAAUAAAGAGUAGGAGGAACAUGUAACUUUGGGGCAUUUAGGAAUGAAGCCUUUGAAGUCUCAAGUAUUAUGCGGUUUUAUUUUCCUUAUAUCUCAAUAUAUGUGUGUGUGCUCACCUGAAGUGUGUUAAAGUGCCACGGAUUAGAUUUGACACUAUGAGAGGACACGUCAGUCUGUUGGCUUACUGGUCACUCCCAACAUCUAAAAGACUUAAAUGACAUGAAUUUAAUCUAGUUUUUUCAGCAAGAUGUCGGCUAGUCUAAUGUUCUUAUAGUCCAAGAAGAUAGUCGACUAAAUACCAUUGUUUUGCAAUGCUUAAAUCCAAAGGGUUCUCUCAGUUGUGUGAAAGGUAUUUAUUAGCAGACACACUGAUACACUAGUUUACAUAUCGAGAGAAGCAGGCUAAAGAGCAAAUGGAAAGGCCUCUCAGGUUGUUGGUGUCCUCAAAUUAACACAUUUGGGCACUGUAUUUUAAAAAUAUGCAUGUUUGAAAGGAGCAAAUGUCCAAAGUACGUGAAUGAAUAAGAGCAUUGUCUAUAAUACUGAAACUGAAAGAGGGCUAGUAUUCAUUCUGUUCUUUCAACUUCAGAAAAAAUCUAAAUUUAUAUAUUGCCUUACUAAUAAAUAACAAAAUAAACACAUUUGUAACUUUGUUCUAAAUCCACAAAAUCAGGAACAGUGAAGGUUGUCAUAGGAGAAACUCGUGGUCAAGGCUCUUCCAUUAACUUUUGGUUCUUUACUAUCAAGCAAGUUAAUAUUACAGGUCAUAAAGGCUACAAAAAAGAACAACAAAAUUAAAUAAUAUUCUUUUUUAGUUUAUCAGUGAAAUAGUCAAAUAUUUCAGAAAAUAAAAAAUUGUUUAAAAAAAUAUAUCUCCAUGGUGACUUUGUUAUUCUCAAAAAUACAUAUGUUACCUAUGUGAACAAAGACUUUUUAUUUUUGGCCUAAAGG
Molecule: messenger RNA, 6502 nt
Organism: Balaenoptera acutorostrata (minke whale)
Lineage: Eukaryota; Metazoa; Chordata; Mammalia; Artiodactyla; Balaenopteridae
Gene: ATMIN
Product: ATM interactor
Exons: 4
Coding region: 30-2324 (764 amino acids)
Biological process (GO): regulation of transcription by RNA polymerase II
Cellular component (GO): nucleus
Molecular function (GO): transcription cis-regulatory region binding; DNA-binding transcription factor activity, RNA polymerase II-specific
Source: RefSeq, a predicted model, not a curated record